Molecule: messenger RNA, 3160 nt
Organism: Sinocyclocheilus anshuiensis
Lineage: Eukaryota; Metazoa; Chordata; Actinopteri; Cypriniformes; Cyprinidae
Gene: marchf8
Product: membrane-associated ring finger (C3HC4) 8
Exons: 10
Coding region: 404-2137 (577 amino acids)
Molecular function (GO): zinc ion binding
Source: RefSeq, a predicted model, not a curated record
ACGAAUCUCAAACAAUCAGAUGUGAGCAAAACAAAGGCUUCAUCACCACCCCUAGCACGCAAAAAGUUCCCACUCAAUUCUGAAUAGAAAUGUAAGAGUAACUAAUGACCCCACAGCGACAGCACUGGAUCAGCUGUGUAUCUAAAUGAUUAGCACUGGAGUAGACGAUAGUACGCGCAUGCCCUCUCCGAUUUAUUUUCUUUUUCAGCCUGAUUUUCGACCCCGAACGCGGAAGUAGGUGGACAUGACGCACACUAUAAGAAGGGGACUGUGAAAUAAAAACAAAAACAUCGCUUGUGCAGACGGGGUAAAGCGAGAUUUGGAUCAGUGCUUCUUUCCAUCAUGCCGGUGCUGGUGGACAGGCUUCAGCUUCAGAGAGUGUGAGCUCCACUGAACUGCGGGGAUGAACAUGCCAUUGCACCAAAUCUCUGUCAUCCCUCGUGAUGUCACUUCCUCCCGGGUGUCCAGCAGCGGGAAGGCAAAGGAAAAGGACAAACAGAAUGAGAAACCGCUUGGUCAUUCUGCAAGCAGGUCCAGCAACAUUUCAAAGGCUGGAAGUCCGACCUCUGUGAACGCACCCUGCAGCUUUCCCAGGACUUCAGUGACACCCUCGAACCAGGAUAUAUGCAGUUCUAAUGACCUCGCUCAGGACCAGAAGCCUUUACAGGCCACUGUAGUGCUGUUGAACUCUAAUGGUAAAAGCUCAGCAUCUCAGGGUGUCACCAUGACCAUGCUCUGCCUGGACUCCCCCAACAAACCCAAAAAUAGGACCUUGUUUGGCACAGAAUGGCUCUCCCUACUCAAACCAUCAGUCAACUUGAAACCAGAAGGAGGCAGUCUCAAGUUCUCAAAGUCUCUAAAUGACGUGGGACAAAAGAUGGACAGCCUAUGCAACAGUCUUCACUUUAUAGACCGCACGUGUUCGGAUGGGGAGCUGGGAGUGGAGAAGGAACAACUCGUGCAAGACGGCCACAUCAAAGCCCUCAAUGGUCAAGCCAACUCUCCUCCUCCGUUUGCUUCUCAGCCUCCAUCCUUCCUCAACAACUAUAAAUACAUCUCCAACCCAGGGCCUGAGCACUGCCUGGCUCCCCCUGCUCCUCCCCAUUCAGACCUUCAAAGAAGCUCCAACUUCCUGCGGUUCAUCAUCCCGUUCACCCGGUCGUCCACCGCAGGAAGCCUGCAGGCAUCUGAGAUGGGAAGCUACGCUUCAAGGCUGCACAUCGGCAAGUCAUCCAGCGCCAUGCUGGACGUCAGCGAGUCCUGCUGUAUGGAAGAGAUGGGAGACGACGAGGUGUUCGAGGAGAACUCGUCCCGCUGGAAGCUGAAGACUGAGGGCUUGUGGGCUCCUCUUUGCUCCCUUGAGGAGGACAGCGACCUGGAUCAAUGCUGCUCUUCGCUGUCUGAGAAAAAUGGGCCGCUGUCGCCCUACUCCCUCUCGGGGGACUGCUGCAGGAUUUGUCACUGUGAGGGGGAUGAUGAGAGUCCGCUGAUAACACCCUGUCACUGCACUGGGAGUUUGCGGUUUGUCCAUCAGGCCUGCCUGCAGCAGUGGAUCAAGAGCUCAGACACACGCUGCUGCGAGCUCUGCAAGUACAACUUAAUCAUGGAGACCAAGCUCAAACCACUCCGUAAGUGGGAGAAGCUUCAGAUGACCGCCAGUGAGAGGAGGAAGAUCAUGUGCUCAGUCACUUUUCACGUCAUCGCCAUCACAUGUGUCGUCUGGUCGCUCUACGUCCUCAUUGACCGCACAGCAGAGGAGAUCAAACAAGCGGGGAGAAUACCAGGUGGACUAAAGCUGCACCCCGGCCUGACUUACGGAGCCUCCGAAAGCAGGAUACUGGAAUGGCCUUUUUGGACCAAACUGGUGGUGGUGGCUAUAGGCUUCACUGGCGGACUGGUGUUCAUGUACGUGCAAUGCAAGGUCUACAUCCAGUUGUGGAAGAGACUCAAGGCCUACAACAGAGUAAUAUAUGUGCAGAACCGCCCAGAGACCUGUAAAAAGAAUGUUUUUGAUAAGCCCUCUCUUCUGGAGCCCAACUUGGAGAAUAAAGAGGCGCUCGGGCCGGCGCAGUCGGACACAAACUCUUCCCAGUAUACAGAGACAGAGGACUACAGUAUGGAGAUCCUGCACGUCUGAUCGCUUGGCCCACAUAUACCCCCUCCUCCCCUCUAGAGGACCGGCUGGGGCGUCGCAUGCUCCGGGACACACGGGGAUGCCACACAGCACCGGGCACGAGGACUGUCUGAGACUGAGACUCGUUUUGUUGUUUAGAUGUUAUUUUCUCUUCGUUCGUUUGUCCAACCUGUUCCUGUAAGUUGUUGGCUAACCAUAAUGAAUCAGUGUGCGCUAGAUCUCGGAUCAUUCCAACUACUGCCAUUGUACUGCUGUCGUCGUACACGAGUUGAAAUCCACCGUUCGAGCUGUGUAUGUGCGCUGGUUCUGCAAUGCAUAGAAGCACUUUUUAUUUCCCUGUUCUUAAGAGCCCUGUUUUAAUAAUAUAUUCAUUCCCUUUCUACGUGGAUAAGACAUUAAAACAAACUUGAAGUUUUGCCAGCGAGAUCUCACGUUUUAUAGGUGCAUUUGUGUCUCCGCAGACCCCUCAGAUGGAACAAAAAAGGAAUCCGAAGGAGCAGUAAGGGAACAUUCAUGUACUGUUAUGUAUCAUUCCACUUAUUUUCGAAAUCUAUUAUGACUGAGUAAAUUCUGAAUUUCGUCAUUGUGAAACUGACACAACCUAGGCUUUGUUUUGUAUCAGCUGAUUACUAAAUCUGGAUCAUCUAAUUACAAUAUUUAUCCUAUCAAGGGCUAGAUUUACUAAAGUGCGACGCUACAGUUCUUGGCACGUGCAAAAAUUAUCCCAUACGGUGACUAGUCGCCGGCUAUGCUGCUGAUUUUUGCAUUUGCUGAAGACUUCACUGGGCUAGUGAAAGACUUUAGUAAAUCAGGCCUUAAAGUGUAUGUUGCGAAUGUAAAGAAUUCAAAUUUCUCCCUGAAGGAAAUUAACUUCAGUGUAGCAUCGUGCAAGCUUUGCAAUGAAUCAGUCAUGAAUUCUGUGUGUGAAAGAGAUUUACCUUCAUUAUGAAUUUUACCUUUUACCAUUCUAAAUCCAAGAUUUUUUUCUGUUCUUUUAUAAAAUGGAUUAUUAAAGAUCUGCCAUUG